Molecule: messenger RNA, 783 nt
Organism: Drosophila navojoa
Lineage: Eukaryota; Metazoa; Arthropoda; Insecta; Diptera; Drosophilidae
Gene: Or98b
Product: Odorant receptor 98b
Biological process (GO): detection of chemical stimulus involved in sensory perception of smell; sensory perception of smell
Cellular component (GO): plasma membrane
Molecular function (GO): odorant binding; olfactory receptor activity
Source: RefSeq, a predicted model, not a curated record
AUGGUCAACCAGUGGCCCAUUUACGUAAGUGGUUGCAUGCUGUCGAAGAGUCUAGUACCAGCAAAUACCCAAAUCAUAGACAGGAUAAAUCGGCGUGAGCAGCUUUUUAGUGGAUUAUAUGCGAGCUGCUUCGCAUUAGCUGUUGCAUCGGCCUGUCUGCUGCCAUUGAUACAAGCAUUGAUGUCCGCUCCAAGCUCAGGCCAGCCGGAGUUGCCAUUUCCGAGCGAGUUUCCGUGGGAUAAUCGCAUUGCACGCAACUAUUUGGCAUCGUAUGUGUGGAAUGCUUCAGCCGGUGUGGGCGUCAUACUGUUUGCUGUGAGCAUGGAUACAGUUUUCUGCUCGCUGACCUGCAACUUGUGUGCGCUGUUCGAAAUAGCGCAGAGCCAAAUGAAACGAUUUCGAGGCGUAACUUUGUCGGAGACCCAGACGAAUUUGCGAAACAUUUUAAUACUUUACCAAAAGUCUCUAGAGAUGUCGCUGACAUUGAAUCGCCUGCUCCGGCCUCUGAUCAACAUGCAGUUCCUGCUGGCCUCGCUGCAUCUGUGCGUGCUAAGCUAUCAGCUGUCUGAAAAGCUGGCCAACCUGGAGGUCCUCCAUUAUGCUGCAUUCACCAGCUCCGUUCUGACCCUGUCAGUGCGGCAACCCCUGAGGCUGACGAUGAUGCGAGCCCAGCGUGGCUGUCGCAUCGAUGGUCAUUUUUUCAAAGCAAGCAUGGAGAUAUUCAUGGCAAUUAUCAAAACAGCCAUGUCUUACGUCACGUUACUAAGCUCACCCUCUGAAUGA